AUGGAUGAGUCGGCUGGCCCGAGCGGUUUUGGUCUGUUAUUGGAGUGCAGUGAGAUGUUGACAUCUGAUUCACCAUCAACAUCGCAGUUUCAUGAAACAGCUCAAAAUCAGCCAAGAAUGUCGUUUAUGAGAAGAGUGAGUUUUCCUGCCCCAAAGGGGAAUUGAUCCCGGGACCUUUUUCUUGGAAAUCUAACACACUACCACUUAACUAUCCCAUUAGGAAAGUGAAAUUGAGAGAGAUUGUUUCGGAGAUAAUGUCAUUCUUUCCAGCAAAAUACAACCGAUCGUCUUCUCAACAACAAUUAUCGCUCCUCAAUCUUCAAUCAAAUUGAUCCCAACAUCCAGCUCGAUUAUCGAUCGUUGAUGAAUUUGAUGCAAUCCGAAGAGUAUUUCCAAUCAAACUAUCACUAUUUCACGGCCGUUCAAGAGCACAUUCAACCGUAUCAUCGUGAGCAGGCUGUCGAGUGGAUUUUUGAUGUGGCACGCGAGGAGAAGUGCGAUGGUGAUGUGUUUUUGCAGGCUGUGCAGUUGAUUGAUCGAUUUUUGUCGUAUCAGAAUAUUUUCAAGCAUGAUAUUCAGGUGAGUAGAGGGGGUUUUGAGUGAAAAAUGUUUAGACUAAGCCUAAGGUUUCGACUAAGCCUAAGCUUAGGGUUUUGAUUAAGCCUGAGGGCUGGUCAAGUCUAAGGAAUUGUCUGAGGAAUUAGACAAGCCUGAAGUUUUGGCUAAGCCUGCGGUUUUGGACAAGCCCAAGCUUAGGCUUUCGAUUAAGCCUAUAGUAUUGACUAAGCCUAAGGUUUUGGCUAAGCCUAAGAUCUAGGCCAGGCCUAUCCCUAAGCUAUUGAACAAGCCUAAGGUUUGAGCUAAGCCUAAGCUAUUGAACAAGCCUGACUAAGCCUAAAGGUUUGGUCAAGCCUAAACUUUUGGACUAGCCUGAAUUUUUGGCCAAUCUUAAGAUUUUGGUUAAGCCUAAGGAUUAGCCUAUGAUUUUGGACAAACCUAAUGUUUUGUUCAAGUCUAAGCCUAAGAAAUUGGACAAGCCUGAGAUUUUAGCUAAUCUUAAGAUCUAGGUCGGACCUAAGCCUGAGCUAUUGAACAAGCGUAAGAGUUUGGAGAAGCCUAAUGUUUUGGGCAAGCCUAAACCUAAGGUUUUUCAGCCUAAAGGUUUGGUUAAGCCUAAGCCUAAGAUUUUGGGAAAGCCUAAGGUUCUACCUAAGCCUAAGUCUAAAGUAAAUUUAAAAAUAUAAUCUCACAGUACUUUGGUCAAUUUUCAAAGUCAAUCAUAUUUUCGCGCACCAGCUGCUACUAUCUGCUAUUUCUACAGUACCCCCUUCCCCCUCUUAUAUUUUUCACAUACAAUAUUAUUAUUACCUUCUGCUCCGGUUUCUUUGUGUAUGGAUGUGGUGACACGAUGAUUUGAUUUAUGAUUUUUUUUUGCGCGUACACACACACACGGCAGAUGUUGUUGCUAGUUUAUAGUUUAUAUAGAAAUGUGAAACCGGUGAUGGAAUUUGAUCCAAUUCAUAGAUAUCUGGAGGAAGUUAUCAUAAAUAAAUUCAAUUUCAGAUGCUCGCAGGAGUUGCUCUUUUCGUUGCCAGCAAGCUGAAAAUGGCCCAUCCACUAAACGCCACCAAAAUCGCCUACUACGCUGAUGAUAGUCUGAAAGUGGACGAUAUUUUGAGUUGGGAGCUGAUGGUUGUCAAUCAAUUGCAAUGGGAAACCGAAUCGCCGACCGCUUUCGAUUUUUUUCGAUCAAUUGACGGCGAGAUUGCCGGCGAUUUCGAUGAUUCGCGAACGGUUUCAGGAGACUGUGCACAAGUGUCAGAAAAGUGAGUUUGAGCAUGGGGAUUUUUGGGCUUAAAAAAUAGUUAGGGUUCCUUAAAACUGAAAUUUGAGGCCUUUUGUUAAGGUUGGGCUUAGCCUUAACCAAAAUGUAGGCUAACAUUUUGGUUAAGCCUAAGCCCAACCUUUCGGCUAAGCCUAAGUUAGGUUCAACAUUUAAGCCUAACAUUUUGGUUAAGCCUAAGCCCAACCUUUUCGGCGAAGCCUAAAGUUUGGCCUAUCCAAAUCCUUAGCCCCUUCCGCCCCAAAAGUUGUCAAUAUUUUUCCGGUUAUCCCCACCCGGCGACCCAUAUCUAUGUAUCAAAAUCUAUUAAAUUUCCCCCAUCUCAUUUUAUACACUUUUACAAUUGUUUGAUUUUGCGCACGGUCCGUUUCUUUUCUCUCUUUCCUCAUCUUGUCUUCUUCUCCCCCAGGCCACCCAGUUUUUUAUGCAAAUCGCCUCGCAGCAGCGCGUGCCUGCCUGUCGUCCACCUCACCCAGCGCCUCAGAACACUAGAAGAAGAAUAUGUAUAUGUAUAACAAAGACCACCCAUCAAAAAAACGACUGUGUGUGUGUCUCUUUUUUUCUAAUUUCACUCUUUGGCGGAACUGAAUGAAGAAAACAAGAAAAGUACAAGAGAUUAGGAGGCAAGAUGUUUUUUAUGUGGUUUUUUUUUGUUGGUUGGCUGUUUGAAAAACCUGGGGGAGCGAGAAGUUGGGAAAAUUUGGGAUUUUUGAGCCCGGAAAUAGAGGGGCUGAAAUUUUGGUCAAGCCUGAGUCUAGAAAAACCUUUUGGUUAAGCCUAAUAGUAGGCAGUUCAAGGUUUGGUUCCCUUGAACUCCUUUCCAGCAACAAAGAUUGAAGUGGAUCACAACCACUUUACACAAACGAUAAAUACACGAACAGGUUGAAAUGCAAUCAUUUAUUGAUCGCAAAUCAUUUUAUGACAAGAAGGGGGACGGUUUAGGACCGUCCCGAGACACAAAACCUACUAAAACCCUAGAAAAACAAGCAAAAGCUCAACUCGGUUUGAAACCUUGAAAAACAAAGCAAAACCAGAAAUGCGCAACACAAACACGUCAGUGCUUUGACGUUGGCGCGUUUUGUGUGCACCGCGGCUAUUUGAAUACGGAGUUUUACCAGGGAUAUUACUUCCCUCCUUCAAAAAAGCCGUCCCGGCUUUACUAUAAAACCGUAGAGUUGGCAGAGCUUAGGGCAUGAGUUAACAAAAAAUAAACAAAUUACACCUCAUUUAUUUAUCCAAUUGUUGUCGAUCAUCAACACCGUUUGAUAUCGAUUUUGAACUCAUCCCAUCCUACCAAUCUUUCCAUCAACCAUUCAAUCCACAUCAACUUUUUGUUCAACAAAUUCAUAAAUCAUCAAUCCAUGCCAUCGGAAUCCUAUUUCUCAUCGAUUUCGAUCCCUAUCUACUUUCGACCUCCGAACAUCCAGACUCCACGACGCGCAUCCAAUUGAAUCUUCAACAUGAUUUCUUUCAUCUUCAACAUUCAUUUUCUUCAAAUUUCCAGCGUCUCCAGCGCCAUUUUUCCAAUAAUUGUGUGCUUGGUUCCGAUGCUUUGGCCAUACACCACACCAAUAUCUUGCACCAUUCAGCCAAAUUUCAUCCUUCGGAAGUAUAUCCAAACUUCAGCGCAUCGAAACACGUUCACCUGGGUGUCCACCUUGGCGCCAAAUAACCAUUAAAUGACGUUCGAUCGCUUCCAUUAUUCAUGGAGUUGCUAUUUUCGGACUUCGGUGCAGGAUUUCCUACCCUUUUUCUUCGCACCUAUCCCUCGACCCUUCGAGUAGCUUCCUCCUCUUCCAAAUUCUGACUCUUUUUCCUGAAAUUCCACAACCUUGAGUUUUCUUGAAUCUUUCCUUCAAAAAUCAUACCAUUUGCUUCCAACAAUCUUCAGACAACAUAUCCUCCAUGCGAACAGGUUUUGGAGCUUCCUCUAGCAUCCAAAUCAUCUCGAUUUCACCAAUCGACCUUCUGCUCCACUUCCAGACUACAUUUCUUCCGAUUCUCCAUCUUCCACAAACUCCUGAUAUCGAAUUCUCGAUUUUUUCGAUUUUCAUCUCGCAAAACCCCAUCCAUUGUCAUUCCAAUCCAUAAUAUUUCAAUCGGAUGUCUCAAUAUUGCCAGUUUUGUUGAUAUGGAGUUGUCGGACUGCAAAAAUACGAAUAAAUUGACGAUUUUAGGUCAACGACGACAUAAACUAUCUGAUUCAGACAGUUACGUUUGCCGGAUUCCGACAAAUGUCGCGUCGAACCCCCAGCACGAACAAAAUAACGAAUAAGCAGCAUAUCGAUCAAUAAAAUCACAUAAAUCUUCAUUCGCUCAAAGAUUUCUUUGAGUUCCGACGAAAAUCCAACAAUCCAUAUUUCCUCUCGAUUCGCCAAGUCCAUCUGGUUCCUCGAUCGGUUUUAGUUCGGCCCCCAAGUAGGCAGUUCAAGGUUUGGUUCCCUUGAACUCCUUUCCAGCAACAAAGAUUGAAGUGGAUCACAACCACUUUACACAAACGAUAAAUACACGAACAGGUUGAAAUGCAAUCAUUUAUUGAUCGCAAAUCAUUUUAUGACAAGAAGGGGGACGGUUUAGGACCGUCCCGAGACACAAAACCUACUAAAACCCUAGAAAAACAAGCAAAAGCUCAACUCGGUUUGAAACCUUGAAAAACAAAGCAAAACCAGAAAUGCGCAACACAAACACGUCAGUGCUUUGACGUUGGCGCGUUUUGUGUGCACCGCGGCUAUUUGAAUACGGAGUUUUACCAGGGAUAUUACUUAAUCAUAAAAGCCUAGUGUCUAAGCCUAAGCCCAGAUACCAGGAUUUUGAGCCUAAGCCUUACUCUCUGGUUAAGCCUAAGCCUGAAAUUCUAGGGUUUGACCCAAGCCUAAGCCUGAAAUUCUAGGAUCUGAGCCUAAGCCUAACCUUUUGGUUAAGCCUAAGACUAGCUAUUUUCCAACUUUCAGCCUGCUUUUCGUCCUAAUCUGAGAAAUCCUCUUUUUUCAAAAGUUCUAAAAACUUUUUCUAUGCUCAAAAACCUCAAAAAAGUCAUAUUUCAAAUUCUACCGUAAGAAACCCAUCUGUCUUGUCAAUCAACAAGUUUGUUGUGUUAAUUAGUGGUGCUCUUCUGCUAAUGAGCACCUGCUUGAGCUCUAUAGUUAUUCGAAAAAAGUAAUAGAUUAUCUUUUGUGUAAAUAAACUUUUUUUGGGAAGGCACAUGAGAUUGGAUUACUGUAGAUUACAUAAAGAACAAUGGAACCGACCGCGUGGCAUCAAGUUUCGCUAACUUUUGGAAAUAGAAAAAAAAACAUCUGGGUGAACUUUUUGAAGCGAAAAAACUAAUGAAUCUUUCCGUUUGACCUAGAUGUGAUGACAAAUUGGCUCUUUGUUUAAAUAUAUUUUUUUCUUAUUCUUAUUCAAAUUUGAAUUGGAGUACUGUUGCGCACUCAUUCAAAAGAAUCAUAAUAAAAGGGCGCUUGACAGCUGCUUUCUUAAUUAUGCAACAUUCUUUUAGAUGAGCUAGCUUACUGUCAACAGGUGUUUAAGGAGCAAUUUAGGGAUUUAAGGAGGUUCUUUUCUUUUUUGAAAAACGGUUUUAUGAGGUGUUUUGGCGGCAAACGCGUUUGACCUCCACAAAUACCGUAUGCGUCUCCUUGUGUAAACGAAACUUUUUUGAAAAUUUACACCUUUUUGUAUCACACCUCACCUCUAGAUGCUUAUCUCGUUUGAAAAGGGGAAAAUCGCGCACGCGCGGAGAUGCAACUUUUUUUUGUUGGACUGUGAAGAAAGUUUUGAGGGGAGGCUGGUGAUUUGCUGGGCUGAUAUGAUGGGAUGGAAAAAAGUUUGGGAUUUUCAGGCCAAUUUGUAGCUCUGAAUCAAAAAGCUAAGGUUCCUGUGAAUUUCAGCCCGAAAUUUUGGUUUAGACGAUUUUUAAGACACAAAAGAGGGGAAAGUUUGGUUGACAAGUUUUCUAGGCUUACUUGAAACUUUGAAUAGGAUUCAAGUUCUGAAAACAGGUUCAGAAAUCGUCCCAAUUUUUCAAAAUUUUUCAACUUUGCCACGUCAUAACUCAUGUUAGGAGUCGAGCUGUACAGUUUUUGACAGCGGAAUCGUGAUCAGCGGGUCAAAAACUACUAGAAAACAUAUUUCAUUAAAAAUCUCGAUUGCAAGUUUAAACAGUUCCCUUGUAAGAUCUCCGUGAUUUUCAGUCGUAAAAUUUUAACAUCUCCUCAAGUUUUUCUGAAACCAAUCAAUAAUUUUUCUUUUUUUUCAGUGCACAAAUUGGCCACACUUUUCCCAUCAAUGCAAUGCGCUGUGGUUUUGCACUAUAUCGCUGCAACAUCAACAAAUAUCGAUGCGAUUUUUGCCAUGAAUUUGAAGCAAUUAAUCUCGACAACUUUUCAACUUCAAGAGGUGAGCUUGUGAUUCUCAAAUGCGAAAAAAUCCGAAACUAAUUUUUUUUUCAGAAUCUCAUGGAUUCGUACAUCGCAAUGAUUCAAAAAUGUCAAUCUGGCGAGCCGAUUUAUCCACCACCCGAGCAGCCACUUGUCACCCAACACACACCUCCAACAAUGUUUGCGCCAUCCUCGUCUGUUGAUAAUUUGACACCGAAUGAUGAUGAGGAAGAUGAUGAAGACGGAGAAGAUCUAGAUGCGCAGCUCGAAAAAUAUCACCAAGAAUUGGUUAUGGUGCAUGAGAAGAAUUUGCGACUUCCGAUGACGCCGCUCAAUGAUUCGGGAUUCUCGUCGGAUGUCUCGUCGCCAUCGAAUUCUGCCGAGAAGAAGCGCAAACAUCCGCUGUCAGAUUAUAAUGAUGAAAGUCCGCCGAAAAUGUUGAGGAUUAUGUAG
This is a messenger RNA of Caenorhabditis angaria, 6675 nucleotides long. The record is from the annotation of a GenBank genome assembly. Lineage: Eukaryota; Metazoa; Nematoda; Chromadorea; Rhabditida; Rhabditidae.